Eimeria mitis is the source of this 3246-nucleotide messenger RNA. RefSeq lists its product as uncharacterized. The coding region runs from base 1 to 3246 and encodes 1081 amino acids. The record is from RefSeq and is a predicted model, not a curated record. NCBI's taxonomy places the organism in Eukaryota, Apicomplexa, Conoidasida, Eucoccidiorida, Eimeriidae. Gene Ontology annotation, molecular function: protein binding. The transcript is spliced from 13 exons.
AUGCUGCGGCAGCGGCUGCAGCUGCCCCAGCUGCUGCAGCUGCAGCAGCUGCUUCGGCCUGUGUUGCUGCUGCUGCUGCUGCUGCUGCAGCUGCAGCAGCAAACAGCAGCAACAGCGCAGCAUGUUGGUACUGAUGCCUGGCUGCUGGAGACAGCAGGCCCGGUGCAGCAGCUGCUGCUGGGUCCCCCCGCCCCCGCAGCAGCAGCAGCAGCAGCAGCAGCAGCAGACCAGCAGCAAACAGCAGCAACAGCGCAGCACGUUGGUACUGAUGCCUGGCUGCUGGAGACAGCAGGCCCCGUGCAGCAGCUGCUGCUGGGUCCCCCCGCCCCUCCAGCAGCAGCAGCAGCAGCAGCAGCAGCAGCAGACCCAGCAGCAGCAGCAGCAGCAGCAGCAGCAGCAGCAGACUGGACAGCUGUUACUGUUGCAGCAACAGGAGUAGUUUCGGGUGUACAUGCAGCUACAGGAGAGCUGCGGUGGCGGCUGGUGCUGAGCGAGGGGUGGCAGCUGCAGCAGCAGCAGCAGAUCGGGCCUUUGCUGCUGCUGCUGGCGCAUGCGGAGCAUCCUUUAUCUGCUGCUGCAGCAGCAGCAGCAACAGCAGCAGCAGAAACAGACCCAGCAGCAGCAGCAGCAGCAGCAGCAGCAGCAGCAGCUAAAGGAGCAACACUGCAUGCAAUCGACCUGAGAGACGGCGUGCUGCUGUGGAAGGCAGGGGGAGACAUCAGCAGCUUUGCUGCUGCUGCUUCUGGCCCCAGUGCAGCAGCAGCAGCAGCAGCAGGAGCAGCAGCAGCAGCAGCAGCAGCAGCAGCAGAAGCUGUCUUCGUUGCAUGCGUUACACCGCAGGGCCUGGAGGCCCGGGAUGCCGUCUCAGGGCGUGUCUUAUGGACGCAGCCCCUCAGCAGCAGCAGCAGCAGCAGCAGCAGCAGCGGCAGCGGCAGCAGCAGCAGCAGCAGCAGCGGGAAUAUUCUUGGUGUUGUAUCUGUACAGCUGCAGCAGAAGCAGGGGGAGCAGCAGCAGGCUGCUUUUUGUUUGCUGCAGCAGCAAAAGAACGAAGACAAGCUCAGCAGCAGCUGCUACCACGCAUGGGACGGGCAGCAGCAGCAGCAGCAGCAGCAGCAGCAGCAGCAGCAGCAGCAGCAGCAGCAGGUGAGGGUUGAUGCUUCGCAGGCUUUAUCUAUUGUCCCCCUUGAGAGGAAUUGCUUCGCGCUGAAGAAUCAAUCCGGUUUGUCUGGUGGCGAUUGGGUGGUGACUCCUCUGCAGUCUCCUGGCGGCGAGAAGCCCUACCAGCACCUGGUUGCUGCGAGGGUUUAUGAUGGAGUCGUCGAGUCAAAGCUGCUGAAUCUACAAACCCUCGCGGCAACAGUAGAGAACGAGCAGCAGCAGCAACGACAAAACAGCAGCAAUAGCAGCAACAAAACAGCAGCAGCAGCAGCAGCAGCAAACCAGCAGCAGCAGCAGCAACAGCAGCAACAGCAGCAGCAGCAGCAGCAGCAGCAGCUCUUAUGUGUUUGUUUCCGCAGGGAGGAGCUGCCUACAGCAGCAGCAGCAGCAGCAGCAUGGCGAGCUGCUGGGGUGUAUCCUGAGCUCCCCGCUGCAGCUGCUGCGUUGGCGUUUGGUGCUGCAGCAGACCAGCAGCAGCAGCAGCAGCAGCAGCAGCUGUUGCUGCUGCUGUCUGAUUUCUCUCUGCUGCUGCUGCAGCAGGGUUUGGGGGCCUCCUGGUUGAGGGAGGAGGGAGAAGAGACAGACGCAGCUGCUGCUGCUGCAUCGAGGGGUUUAAUGCAUGCAGCAGCAGCAGCAGCAGCAGCAGCAGCAGAGGAAGCAGCAGCAACAGCAGCUACAAUUGCUACUGCUGUUGGUAGUGCUGCAGCAGAUGCUGCUGCUGCUCUCGUCUCCAAGGGUUUAGGGUUUGCUGCUUCGCUGCUGGGGAGACAAGAAAUACCCCCUGAAGUUGCUGCUGCAAGCCGUGCCAGCCUUUCUCCCCUUUUUAAUUUUAGGCUGUCAGCAGCAUCGAAGUUAUCAGCGCUUGGGCUGCAGCAGCAGCAGCAGCAGCAGCAGCAGCAGCAGCAGCAGGAGCAGCAGCAGCAGCAGCAGCAGCAGCAGCAGCAGAGCGUGCUGCUGACGCAGCUAGCAGCAGAAAUGCAUGCAAAGCGUAAAGCUCAACCCUUCGGCUGGAGGAAUAUCAUCGUUGCUGCAAACUGCAACAACAAGAUGUAUGGGCUGCAUGCGGCCACGGGUUUGCUGCUGUGGCAGCUGCAGCUCCCUAGCAGCAGCAGCAGCAGCAGCAGCAGCAGCAGCAGCAGCAGCAGCAGCAGCAGCACGAGCUGCUGCUGCCUGAAUAAACUGCAGACAAGCAGCAGCCACCUAGCAGCACGCGCAGCAGCAAACGGCAAGGCGAAUUGGGGGGCCUCAACCGAGAGCUGCAGCAGGGACGCAGCUCAGCAGCAGCAGCAGCAGCAGCAGCAGCAGCAGCAACUGCAGCAGCAGCAGCAGCAGCAGCAGCAGCAAGGGGGAGACACAUGCGACUGGCAGCUGAUAUCUCUGGAGCUCGUGGGGCCCCACAAAGCCACUGUCUUUGCUGCUCUUAUUAACUCUAAGACACAGUUGCUGGUGCUGCUGCAGUUGCUGCUGCUGCUGCUGUUGCUGCUGCAGCAGUUGCUGCUACCUGAGCUGUAUGCGCUCCUCAUCAGCAUGCUGCCGCUGCAGCACCUGGAGCUGCAAGACGCAGCAGCAGCAGCUGCUGCUGCUGCUGCUGCUGGUGCUGCUGUUGACACUGAACACGAAACAGCAGACGUGCUGCUGCAGCGGCUGCAGCACAGCAGCAGCGCCGUUGUGCUGCUGGGGAAGCAGCAGCAGCAGCAGCAGCAGCAGAAGCAGCAGCAGCAGCAGCAGCAGCAGCAGCAGCCGCAGCAGCAGCAGCAGCUACUUGUGUACCUCGCAGAGCCGCAGCAUCAGAUUGCUCCUUCUGCUGCAGUAACAGAUGAGUGCUGCCGCUGCAGCACCUGGAGCUGCAAGACGCAGCAGCAGCAGCUACUUGUGUACCUCGCAGAGCCGCAGCAUCAGAUUGCUCCUUCUGCUGCAGUAACAGAUGAGAUCCCCCUACCCCUUGCUCGUCUCCUCUCUUCGCGUAUUUCUUUUUAUAUAAAAGAUGAAUGCAGCAGCCUUAUUGAGGGUUUCUCUGUUUUGCCUCUCCAUGCAUCCAGUAAACCCUCGGCCGGGUUUCUCUGUUUUGCCUCUCAGUGCAUCCAGUAA